AAACCGCGUGUAAUGUGUAUCACGACUUCGGAGAGUGCGGAUUGGAUGCGUUCGUAUGUACGUGCACAACAUAAAUAAAUCGAGUAAAACAUCACAAAGAACAUUGUCCUUCGCGUGGAUUUAAAAGUAACCGUAAACCGCGUGUAUCAUAUAUCUCGGAGAGUCUGCGGAUUGUAAUGUUCGUAGAAUUCAUCAAACCAAGGAACGAAGCAAGCGACCGUGAGAAACCAUAAACACCGGUAGAUCUCCUCAACGGCCGGCGGGGCAGGCUUGAGAUCAGGAUGUGCGAUUUGAUAGACCUGAACAGUCCGGAUGUGAGGGGAGCGCUGGAACCGGCGAGGUUGGCGUCGCCGUUGAUCCCAGCGCCGAAGAGUAUCGAGUGCAACAAUGGAACGGGCUUGGGGUCGAUGACGGAGAAACGUGAGGGUGAUGGCAACAAUCCAUUCGAUCGAGUGUUGCACGAAACCGUCGAGUACGUCAGCAAGAAGGGUGAUCCCUUCGAAGUGAUGUUACAACGAGCCUUGAGAUCUAAGAGUUUGAGGAACGCACAAUCCGUGGACUUUACAGACGACUUUACACCGAGGAAAAAGAGAUAUUUCAAAACGAUGAACAAGACGUUGGGUAUGCUCGACGAGUCGUUGUUCAAAAGCAGGUUUGGCUUGUUCACUGGAGACAAGAAGGAAGCAAAAAUCAAGACGAGAAGCGUUGGUAUCGGUGCGAGAAACGCUGACGUUUGUGACAGCGAUGCAGCAGAUAGUGUGUCUCUCUCUAAGCAGGAACAUAAGAUAUCUGUUGUUGCUUCAGACUCACUCGAGUUGUCUAUCUUAAACCAGUCUGCGAUGAACGACACGCUGCUGGAAGGAUUUCCUAAGUCCAAGGAGACUGACAAGGUGUCACCUUUUCUAGAGAAAGAUAUGGCAUUCGAAGAAUCUGUCUUCCCUUCAAACGUCAAACAUUUAAAACUGUUAGAUACUCAGCGUUCGUUAUCACAGGGAUCAGGAAAAUCACCAACAGGAUUACUGUAUAAGAAUAGAAGAUCACAAUCCGUAAUAGAGGACCAGAGGAAAGUCUUGCAGAGUGACAACAGCACUAUGUCAUCCUUCCUGGACAGAGGCUUCGUGGAGAGUAGAAGCGAGCAAUCUGUGUCAUCCAGUUUAUCAAAUAUCUCGUCUAUAACAAAAUUGACUUCUGCUUCACUAUCAUCGUCAAUACUAUCGAAUGAUCCUAUGAAUCACGCUUUCUUGGAUAACAGCUCGUUGAAAAUGGGUCAGGAUAAGAUGAGUACAACUGAAAGUUCUAUGGAAAUGAAGCUGAAGCAGUACGAUUUAUCGGACUUGACGGACAGAUUUAACAAAUUGAAAUGCAUUAUGAAUAAUACAACCAAUAUCUCGAGUAUAACGGAGGAAGACUCGAAUUCCAUGAAAGAGGAAAAUAUCAAACGAACCGCGAAUAAUAAAUUAAUAGAUGUCGAUGUAUUUGUUCCAGAACAAAAUAAAGAAUUUAACAGAAGCUCAUCUUCUACUUGUUCUUCGGACUCUGUAUUCACUAAUACAAGUAAAGUCGAUAAGUCGAUUCUGAAAGAAGCCAAGGUACUUGCAAAGACUUUUGAGGAAUUGACAUCGAAAACUGAUUCUGGAUCUAAUAUAGAAGAUGAUUUUAUUUCCAAUAAUACUCUAUGGAUGUCAGAGUUACUACCAGCAUUUGAGGAUGAACUUGUGGUAAAUGAUUUAAUUGAUUUACCUGUGUCGCCGAAAGGAAAUUCAAAAGACAUUAAAAACAGUGAUACAAAGCAAUCUCCUGCAAGUAUCGAUAGCACGGAAGAGAAUAUAUUUAAAGAAAUGGAAUCACCAUUUACCGAUAGUUUUGUUGUAAAACAAAACAUAACUUUGUUAUUGUCGGAUCUUAGAAAAUUAGUUAAAGAAAGUAAUCCGAAAGCUAAAACAUUACUCGACGAUCUUGAAAAUAUUUUAGAUAUUAAUUAUAAAAAUAAUACAGAAUUAUUAGUAACUUGUUUCAAUACGUCAAAUAAAUCACAAAGUUCUCUGAAAAUAUCUUCGGAAAGCAUCGAAAGAUUCGAUAAAUCAAGUACAGGUAAAAGCGAAGAAAAAGAAGAUGACAAAAUAUUAUCCUCAGAAAAGCUUUGUAGUGAUGAAAAAUCGCUGCCAGACAUAAAUAAAUUGAAAGAUACAUCACAAGAUAUUGCCAGCAUUGAGAAAUCAUCAAAUAUGUCUUUAUCCUGUAAAGAUAAUAGCGAAGAUUGUAUGAAUACAUAUAACUUAUCAGAACACAGUAAACAUAAGGAAAAAGAAAAUCAAGUGGAUAAAAAGGUAGCGAUAGAAUUGUUGGUAAAUCUUAAAAAAUUAUUGAGUGGUCAGGCUGAAGAUGCUAUGACAGUAAAGUUAAUUAAAAAUAUAGGAAGAGCGUUAAAUACCGCAUUAAAUAGCUCUGAAAAUAAAAUGCAAGCGAAUUGCACUGAAAAACAGAAUAUUCAACAGACUACGCCUGUACGAAAUCUUUCGGAAUUUGGUCGUAAUGUGUAUUCGUCCGCACUUUCGACAAAAGUAGUGCAUAGACGAAGCUUGGAGUCAAAACCUAAAAAGAUAGACAGAAAAAGUAUAUCCGCAACUGAGUCGUUGCCCAAGAACACGCAAAUAAACAGACGUAAGAAUACAUCUGAAUCUGAGAACCGUCAGAAACGUUUUUCAAGUGAUCCUGGAUUUAUUAACAAUUUAUCAAAUAAAAAACUUAUACCAGAAGCGUACAAUUCAAGAAAGGCGGAAGUUGCAAAGUCUGAUAGCGGAAAAGAGAAAUCCAUUGCUAUAAGUGACGUUAAAAAUAAACUGAAAAAGAGAUCAGACGUAGUUAAUAAAAGAGGUCCUAUGAAAGCAGUGCAUCCUGUAGAUAAUAUACAGAAAAGAAGAGCAUCAGUUGGGAGACAGGCGCCAUCUUCUCAAAUCACUACGCCACCAAAAUCCGACAAAGCUAUUCCAUCGGGUAAUAAAAUAAUCAGCAGCACCCCAAAUUCGACGGAUAAUUAUUACAUGCCCAAGAAACCCUCAAAAUCAAAACCGAUAGCCUCGUCAACACCAGAUGGCCAAAAUAGCAAAAGUGCACCGUUGAUAUCCGCUAAUAAAAAGCGUAACCUUUCUUGCGAUAUCUCGCCGGUGACUACGCAUGUAAAUAUGUUGAGCAGCGAUGAACGGAAGGACAGUCCUAAAAGAAUGUCUAAGCUGCCAACGCCGAAGAAAUGUACAACACCUACGCGUCAGCGAACGAACGGUAUUCCGAGGUUCCUGACGCCACCGAGGCAUUAUUCGCUCAAUACGAAUAAUCCGCAGUCGCCGAAGCGCUUGAACAAGAGCUUAAUCAGUUUUCAGCGGUAUUCCCCUGCGAGUGAGAAGAACGGAAAGACAAGGCAGCAGAGUCCGCUGAAGGAAACUAAUAGAAUUACACCGAAAGUUAAACCAUUUAACUUGGUUUCCAAAAUUAAGCGACAUAGUAUCAGCGAUUUUGCCGAGAAGGAGAAUAAUUAUGUGCGAGAUUGAAGCGAAAAAAGGAGUAAAUCGAAACGACCGCGCCGUUGUGAUAUUGAUAGUGUAUCGGAGAUUGCUUCGUUGAAAAAAUUGUCGUAAGACAUACGGUUUUUGUUUUAUACUUUUGUGAUAAUAUUUAUAUGUUUUAUAAUAAAA
Trachymyrmex cornetzi is the source of this 3689-nucleotide messenger RNA. RefSeq lists its product as uncharacterized. NCBI's taxonomy places the organism in Eukaryota, Metazoa, Arthropoda, Insecta, Hymenoptera, Formicidae. The record is from RefSeq and is a predicted model, not a curated record. The coding region runs from base 282 to 3545 and encodes 1087 amino acids. The transcript is spliced from 9 exons.